Penicillium subrubescens is the source of this 2250-nucleotide messenger RNA. RefSeq names its product kinesin family protein. Bases 1 to 2250 code for a protein of 749 amino acids. Gene Ontology annotation, molecular function: ATP binding; microtubule binding; microtubule motor activity. The transcript is spliced from 3 exons. The record is from RefSeq and is a predicted model, not a curated record. Gene Ontology annotation, biological process: microtubule-based movement; mitotic spindle organization. Lineage: Eukaryota; Fungi; Ascomycota; Eurotiomycetes; Eurotiales; Aspergillaceae.
AUGAGCGUUCGGGUCGUCGCACGAGUACGACCACUUCUCAAGUCGGAACGCGAUCUCGAUGUCAUUCUUCGCACCGGUGCCUCCGCUGGUGCUGCCGAAACCAAGUCGCGCGAGUCUUUGAACGGCGACCGAAAGCUGGCAGCGUUGAGGGACAGAGAUAACGUUGUUCGCAUUCCCAACCCCAAGAACGAAGGCGAGGAGUAUACUUUCCAGUUCAAUGCGGUCUACGAUGCGGAUGUGACACAACAGGAGCUGUUUGAUGCAGAGGUCGCGCCCACGAUAAAGCACCUGUUCAAUGGAUUUGAUAUUACUCUCUUCGCCUACGGUGUUACUGGAACCGGCAAGACACACACGAUGCGCGGCGGUAAAAGUCUCGCGGACCGAGGUGUUAUUCCCCGACUCCUGAGCGGCAUCUACAGACGGAGUCGAAAGAUGGAAAAGGAUAGCAACGGAGAGACUACCGUGCAGGUCUCUCUGAGCUACUACGAGAUUUAUAACGACAAGGUGUAUGAUCUGUUUGAGCCGCCCGAGAAGCGCACACUGGCAGGGCUUCCUCUUCGGGACAACGGAGGCAAGACAGUAGUCUGUGGGCUGACCGAGAAGCCGUGUACGAGUUUGAAGGAGUUUGAGAGCCUCUAUGAUCAGGCAAACACUAACCGUUCGACUUCGGCGACGAAGUUGAAUGCCCAUUCGUCUCGUUCCCACGCGGUCCUUGGAGUAAAGAUUACGGUCACAACCCCGGAAAAGACCCGCACCAGCACUGCUUCUGCCAUCGAUCUUGCAGGCUCGGAAGACAACCGACGAACUGAGAAUGACAAAGAGCGCAUGGUGGAGUCGGCCAGCAUCAACAAGAGUCUCUUUGUUCUCGCACAAUGUGUCGAGGCAAUCACCAAAAAGCAACAACGCAUCCCGUAUCGCGAGUCAAAGAUGACUCGAAUUUUGUCACUGGGACAAAACAAUGGCCUGACUGUCAUGAUCCUCAAUCUUGCACCCGUCCGAUCAUACCAUUUGGACACGAUUAGCUCUUUGAGUGUUGCCAAUCGCACCAGGAAGAUUGAGGUUCGAGAAGUCGAGAAUGACCCGAUUUUCAAAGGUCCUGCUAGACCCGCCGUUCGACCAUCUUUGGCAGCAACCCGGAAACCGCUGCAGCCCCUCACUGCUUCAGUUCAUGUCAACAUGCCCGCUUCUGUCGUCAAAGACCCCGCUAAGAAGGAUGAGGAAAAGCCCCUGAAGGCUUUCAGUGUCUACUCCGAUCGAUCCCAGCCCAAGGCUGUGACUCAAAUUCGGAAGUCUGAGAUUUCCAAGUUGCCGUCUCUCUCCGAGGCGCAUCCCAUUCGAACCUUGAAGCCACCCCGUCCGAGCAUCGUCCCACCACAGAUGAACUAUGGUGAUAUCUACGCGGCUAAGAUUGAGGAAAUGGUUGAGAAAAAGGUCGAGGAGAUACUGGCUGUUCGGGCUGUGAGUGAGCAAUCAAGACAGACUGAGGCCCGUGAGUUAAAUGAGCAGCUCCAGCGUCGAUUGGAACAGCUCGAACAGCGCAUUGAAGGCACCGAAGACGCUCGUGCAGAGGGUCUUUCAUAUCUGCUCAUGGCCAAACAGCACCAGGCGCGUGGCGAGAGCAGCUCCGCAUUGAGGAUGUACCAGCUGGCUCUCCCGCAUUUCCCGCACAAUGAGAAGCUUGCAGCUAAGAUCGCAGCUCUGAAGGAGCGCCUUCAUGGGAAGGUUCAACCUCGUCAGUCCGCUGCUCAUGUGUCACCUCCCAAGGGCAGAUUCGGAAGCAUGCUGUCUCUCAAGAAGGAGCCGACUCUUACCCUAGGCAAGCGCCAAGCAGAGGAUCUUGACAAUGAGUACAUGGAUCAAACUGGUGGUGACGGGUUCUCAAGUGGCGAGGAUAGUAUCCUGCCAAAGUCAAAGAAACGCGCUACGUCCAAGGCUCUCCGUCACAAUGGGGGUGACCUGAGUGUACUGGAUGACUACGAGGAUCCCUCCGUAUCCCCACGCACAAUCCACCUCCUCUCCAUCAUCAACUCACGGGAUGUAAGCCAAAUCAAGUUAUUGAAAGGCGUUGGCGCUAAGAAGGCAGAGGCUAUCGUUGACUGCCUCUGCGAGAUGGACCAGUCGUUGGUUACCAGCGACGAAAGAAUCUCGGACCAGCCACAGUUCCAGGUGAGCAGUCUGGCUGAGCUGAGUACGUUGAAGGGUGUGGGUGUUCGUACGGUCGAGAACAUGCGGAAUGGAGUUUUGGUUUGA